CUUGCCAAGCUGGCAAUCCUGACACCUGUGACAUAUCAAAGAUGGACGACAUCUCUGUUACGACGCGCACGUCAUCUGGUGCUCUGAGCAACCUCAUAGCAGAUCUAGAGCAGUGCAAGGCGCCGACAGCAGCGCAGCCCAUCGGUGCAGCAGCAGAUGAGCAGCCUGAGGGGGGCCUGAAACGCACUGGUGGGUGUGUGGUGGGGAUCGGCAUGCGAGGCAGCGAAGAUGAGGAAGACGUGACAUCACAACAGCCGACACGCGUGUGUGGAUCUACCAGGCUCGGACACUCGAUUCGACGCGACGCCGCACGACAGCGAUUUCGUCACAGGCGUCAAUGCGGGCAUACACCCCAUCAGGUCACCAAGAUUGCACACGCCUUUUUCUUCCCUGUGAUGUGCGCGUGUACGGUGCAUGCAGCUCUGCUUUUCGAUGACAGUGUCGGGGGGUUCACCAUCGGCCUCCCCACAGCCGAUAUGGCUCUGCCCAACCCCCAGGUGUUGCAUGGAAUUGCACUGUUUUGGGCUACGCUGCACGGUUGGUCGGUGUGUGGUGUGUGGAUAUUGGUCCUGGCUGCAGCCUGGUGAAGAGGUUGACACACUGGCCAUGUGGGCGGCGGGAGAGGGUGGGGACGGCGAGGCCGACGACAAGGUCCUCACGCUGCGGUCGGUGCCUUUCAGGGUUGUCAGGACACAGGUGGGCACGGCACAGGACAUCUCUGUGCAUGUGUGUAUGUAUGUGUGUGUGUGUGUGUGUGGUGGUUUAGUAUGCUGUGAGGGGCUGUGUGGUGACCAAGAGUUGGGAGUUGAGGCGGCAACUAAAGGAACACCCAGGUUGGCCAAUCGGGAGACGUACACGCAUCGUGCACUCAUUACGCAGCUAUGGAGAAUCUGUGACCUGUGUGUGUGUGUGAAGGUUCUUUGCCGUUCGACGACAUCGUGGCAGCCAAUAUCGGCAACCCACAGGCUAUUGGACAGCCCCCCAUGACAUUCAACAGACAGGCAAGACACAAAUGCCAACGACAACCACGGGACAAUCUCACUACUCGUCCCUCUCUCUCUGUCUGUCUGUCUCUCUGUCUGUGUGUGCAGGUGUUGUCGUGUCUGGCCUACCCGCCGCUGAUCGACAUGAACCCCAGCGGCUACCAACCUGACGUCCUCGAGCGAGCCAGGAGAUACCUCGCGGCCUUCCCCAACGUGGGCGCCUACAGCCACAGCAAGGGGGUCGAGGUGUUCCGCAAAGACAUCGCCAAGUGGUUCGAGCAGAGAGACGGCAUCAAGACCGACCCAGAGCACCUGUUCCUGACGGACGGCGCGAGCAUUGCUGUCCACAGUAUCAUGGAAUUGCUCAUCAGCAAUGCUACCGAUGGUACGAACGCACAUGGACAUAACGCACCUUUCCAAUCGCGCCUUUCUCCGUGCAGGUGUGCUAAUCCCAGUGCCGCAGUACCCCCUGUACUCGGCGACCAUUGCUCGCCUCGGUGGGCAGGCUGUGGGGUACUUUUUGGACGAGGAGAGCGAGUGGGCUCUGCACGAUGAGGAGCUCGAGAGGGCGUACCGCACUUACACACAACAGGGAGGUACGCAGUCCGGCCACAGACACACAGGGGGAGGGAGGUGCUGCUAUGUGUGACUCUAUGCGUGUGUGUGUGUGUGGUCAGGUCGUAUUCGUGCCCUGGUGGUGAUCAACCCCGGCAACCCCACGGGGAGCCUUCUCAGCCGAGACAAGAUGAAAGAGGUGAGAGGGGAGAUCAGGUUGCUCGGAGAUAAGCAGACAGCGAUACACAACCGUUGGCUGCACGAAGUGGUGUGAGUUUGUCGUCUGACGUGAUGUGGUGUGAUUGUGAUGUGUGUCAGGUGGUCCGUUUCUGUGAGCGCCGACGGAUCGUUUUGAUUGCCGAUGAGGUGUACCAGGACAACGUGUACACCGACGACCAGCAGUUCAUCUCAUUCAGAAAGGUAUCCACGCACCACACAAACACCACACACACAAACCACGUGCAGCUACACUGUGUGUGUGUCUGUGCCUGCAGGUGAUCGCGUCCAUGGGUUCGCAUCUCGAGGUGUUCUCGAUGCACUCGUCGUCCAAAGGCCUGACAGGCGAGUGCGGUGUGCGGGGCGGCAUCAUCCUGGCGGACAACAUCCAGCCGUCGGUGCUGGAGCAGCUGUACAAGCUCUUCUCCAUCAGCCUGUGCGCCAACACACUGGGCCAGGCCAUGAUCGCAUCCAUCCUCACGCCGCCAAAACCGGAAGAGCCCUCGUACGACACCUACAAAGCCGAGAGGUAUGUGCUCACAGACGCAACACACUCGUCCAGCCUGCAUCGUGUCUGUGUGGGUGUGUGGUGGGUGUGUCACCUAGAGAUGAGAUCUACCUCUCUCUGCGUCGCCGGGCCUGUAUGGCCUACGAGCGGCUCAACCAGAUGGAGGGCGUCCGGUGCAACCCAGUCAAGGGCGCCAUGUACGCCUUCCCCAAACUCACACUGCCAUCGAAGGCCAUACAAGCCGCUAGGUAGGCAAUCCAACCACACACACACAUCGGCUGGAUGGCUGGAUGGCUCGGUGGUCUGUUCUGUCUGUCUCUCUGUGUGUGUGUGUGUCUGUCUUUGUGUGUGCAGGCAAGCCAACCAGCUGCCGGAUCUGUUUUAUUGCCUGCAGCUGCUCCAGCACACAGGUGGCCGGGUGGCCGGCGCACCGACCAACCAGGUGUUUAUUCGUCUUGGUGUGUUGUGUUGUGUUGUGUUGUGUCGUGUAGGUGUGAUGGUGGUGCCCGGAAGUGGUUUUGGUCAGCUGCGUGGCAGCUACCACUUCCGCAUCACCAUCCUGCCAGAGGAGAACAGGCUGGCCAACGUCUUCGACCGCAUUCAGGCCUUCCACACCGAAUUCCUGGAGAGAUAUACAUAGACACCGACAAGUGGCUGUGUGGUGGGCGGUGCUGUGGGUGCGUUUUGAUGUUCGUGUCCGUGUGGGUUUUGUGCUUUAUCCACUGCCACUCAGUGAGUGCUGUCUGUCUCGCUGCCUCCAUUAAUUGGAGCCCCAUCUCCCUGCCACGGCGUGUGUGUCUGCAAUGAGAACAACAGGAUUAUUGCCAUUUUUGCUGCGCGACCGCAUUCCUUAGUUCCCCAUCUCUUUGUGUCGACAUGUCUGCGCGUGUCUGACUCUUUCUCUUCCUCUUUCCCUUCCUGCAUCGAGUGACUCGGAUGACUCAAUUGAUGGUGCAACGUCACCGUCGAUGGAUUCAUCCAGGUGACAGAGGCAAAGCUUGGGAGCGGGGGGGACAAAGACAGGGCGCUUAUUGACACGCCUUUUGCAUGAGUGUCUGCCUUGUAGAUCUCUCAAUGGCACUGGGCACUUCACCGAAAUCGACAGGUCACUUAUUGUGUUUUUUGACCACAUCCC
Molecule: messenger RNA, 3397 nt
Organism: Vitrella brassicaformis
Lineage: Eukaryota; Vitrellaceae
Source: the annotation of a GenBank genome assembly